GUAGCCAUGUAAAACUGAUUUGUUUGCAACCACGGAACAGCUGUCAAAUUAUUUCAAUUUGGGAUUUUUGAAUUUAAUUUUUUGUGUUUCAUAAUUAGCAUAAUUAAACAUGGUUUUAAAAUGUACUGUACCGUCGUGUGGCGUCUAUUCAAGUGACCAAACGCAUCAAAUGUUCCGGCUUCCAUCAGUAGGGAAAAGAAUAAGUGAACAGCAAAAAUAUUUGGCAGAGCAUCGUCUAGCACUAUGGGUGGAGGCCUGCGGGUUGAAAAAAAGUCCUGCUUCGCACCAUCGAGUCUGUAGUCGUCAUUUCUUUUCUGGAAAGCCUGCAAAACCCUGGGAAAAAGAUGAAGUCGAUUGGAUUCCGACUCGCAAUCUAUCGGAAUCGGAUAUGGAUUUUUCAAAUGUGUCAGCGGAAUUAAGAGAAGAGGCAGAAAACGAUUUAAGUGGUCACAGUGAAAAUCUCGGUGCAAAUCAAUCUAGCGCUGUUUCUAAUACGUUGAUGAAUCACGAGGAUUCAGUCAAUGAGAGUAAUAUAGAUUCAGAACACCAAGCAUCAGAGGCCGUUGACAUCCAUGCGAAUCAACUAGAUAAUUCAAACGGCUCAUUGUUUAUAUUGAACGUUCUGAGUCCACUUAUGCCCGCUUCUCAAGAGUUGUCCUUCAAGUCAACUGAUUGUGAUUGGGUUCAAGGUCAACAUGAGCUUCCAGUCAUCAACUCAGAAAAUGAAUCAGGUUCAAUGAACCAAUCUACAUCACUGGAGCUUUCAAACGAUGAGUCGUAUGCAAAUCAAUCUCAAUCAAUAAUCGCAACUGUCAUAUCUGCAACUUCGUACGUAUAUUAAAUCCAAUUUCAUGCCACUAACAAUGGUUUUUAA
Molecule: messenger RNA, 874 nt
Organism: Armigeres subalbatus
Lineage: Eukaryota; Metazoa; Arthropoda; Insecta; Diptera; Culicidae
Exons: 2
Coding region: 110-841 (243 amino acids)
Source: RefSeq, a predicted model, not a curated record